AUGGCACCCUCCGCAGUCGAAGUCGAGACGUCCACGGUCCCAGAUCUGGCGACUCUUAAGCUCAAGGCCUCGCAUAACGGCCCCUACAAAGAGCUGGCAGCCAACAAGUAUGACCCAGAUGCUGAGGCAGGACUAAAGGGCCACAAGCCCGCCAAGGAUCAAAGGGAGGAUCCCCAUGCUGACCCCCAGAAACUGAAGUACCCGCACUACCUCCCGACCUGGGACCGCGCGCAAAAGUACCCUCCACUUGAGCCGUUCGAGCACUACGAGCACGGCAAGGACGCCGACACGUCGUACCCGAACCUGCUGCCGGAGGGGGAAGUCUCGGUGACGCACCUGACGCCGACCAUCGGCACCGAGGUCAGGGGCAUCCAGCUCAGCUCUCUCACCGCGGCCGGCAAGGACGAGCUCGCGCGGUUCGUGGCCGAGCGCAAGGUGGUUGCCUUCCGCGACCAGGACUUUGCCGACCUGCCGAUCGAGAAGGCGCUCGAGUUUGGGGCAUAUUUCGGCCGCCACCACAUCCACCCAACAUCGGGCGCGCCAGCCGGCUACCCGGAAAUCCACCUCGUGCACCGCGGCGCCGGCGACACCAGCGUGGAUAAGUUCUUUGCCAACCGUACAAGCUCCGUGGCGUGGCACUCGGACGUGUCGUACGAGCAGCAGCCGCCCGGCACGACCUUCCUCUACAUCCUGGACAAGCCGUCGACGGGGGCGACACGCUGUUCCCCCCUCUUCCAGCAGCGGCUGCACGGCCUGCGGGCUACACACUCGGGCAUCGAGCAGGCCGAGUCCAGUCUGGCGAGGGGUGGGAUCAAGCGGCGCGAGCCCGUCGUCAACGAACACCCCAUCGUGCGGACGCAUCCUGCCACGGGAGAGAAGGCACUUUACGUCAACCCGCAGUUCACCCGCGACAUCGUGGGCCUCAAAAAGGAAGAGUCCGACGCCAUCCUCAAGUUCCUCUACGACCACCUGGCCUUCGGCGCCGACUUCCAGGCCCGCGUCAAGUGGGAAGAGCGGACGGUGGUGGUUUGGGAUAAUCGGGUAACCCAGCACUCGGCGUUGGUCGAUUGGAAGGACGGCCAGCGGCGGCAUUUGGCGCGCAUCACGCCGCAGGCUGAGCGGCCCUUCGAGACGCCGUUCGAGGGUUGA
Chaetomium strumarium is the source of this 1149-nucleotide messenger RNA. RefSeq lists its product as uncharacterized. The record is from RefSeq and is a predicted model, not a curated record. The transcript has 5 exons. Gene Ontology annotation, molecular function: 2-oxoglutarate-dependent dioxygenase activity. Gene Ontology annotation, cellular component: cytoplasm. The coding region runs from base 1 to 1149 and encodes 382 amino acids. Lineage: Eukaryota; Fungi; Ascomycota; Sordariomycetes; Sordariales; Chaetomiaceae.